Molecule: messenger RNA, 2433 nt
Organism: Rotaria sordida
Lineage: Eukaryota; Metazoa; Rotifera; Eurotatoria; Philodinida; Philodinidae
Source: the annotation of a GenBank genome assembly
AUGAAUUCAUUACAAGUAUCUCAUCCACAUGAUGAAACAUUUAAUAUUGAUUUUAAUGAACAUAUCAAUUCUCUUCAUAUUUCUCUUAUGAAUCAACUAGAAUUAUUACCAAAUAAGAAUUUAUCUUUUGAACAAAUAUUUAAUCUCAUUCCAAUUAUAUUUCGAUUUCUUUAUAAAAAUCUUCAAUCACAAAAAAAUUUUUCUAAUGAAUAUAAUAAUCUAUCUAAUACUAUUCAAAAUAUAUUUUCAAUUUUUACACAAUAUAUUCAUGAUCGACAUAAUCAUGAAAAUGAAAUAUUCUUUUUUAAAGAUAAAAUUUCACAACUUAUUGGACAAAUUGGUUAUACAAAAUAUUGUUUAAAACAAUAUUGGAUAAUUAUUUAUAGUUUAGAACAUGAAAUAGAACGAUUACAAAUUCUUCUUAAUAAUCCACAAAUUUUACAAAUUAAUCUACAAAAAUUUCAAACAUUUCAAGAAAAUCAAAAAAUUCAAUUAGAUCGAUUUAUAAAAGAUAAUGAAAAAUUAAAAAUUUUAAUUAAUAAACAAAAAGAUUCAAUUCAAAUAGUACAAACACAAAUUGAAAUAGAUCUAAAAGAAUUACAAACAAUAAAACCAAUUUUAGAUAAAAUUAAAUUAAAACAAAAUGAUAUUCAAAAUCAUCGGUUACAAAUAGAAAAACAAAAUUCAUAUCUUCAAAAUAUUUUUGAAACAACUCAAAAUAUGGAACAUGAAUAUAAUGAUCGAAUAAAAACUACACAAAUUCAAUAUGAACUUGUACAAAAACAAUUUCAUGAUUUAAAAAAUACUUUUAAUCAAACUAAUCAAAAUCUAUUAUCAAUUCAAACAAAUGAAACAAAUAUUAAACAAGAAAUAGAAACUAUUAAAAAUGAUAUCACUACAGAACAAACUCGUUCAAUGGCUUGUCAUGAUCAAAUAAAAAAUCUUCGACAUCAUAUACAUGAACUUGAAUUAAUAAAACGUUAUACACAUCAUAUACUUAAAUCUGAAGAACAUAUGAAUUAUACAUUAGAACGUAAACAAUUAAUGUUUAAACAUAAUCGAUUAAAACUUGAUAAUUGUAUUCAUAAUUUAACUAAACAAUUAAUUGAUAUAAUUAAACAAAAUAAAAAAAAUGAAUAUAUUAUAACAAUUAAUAAUAAUCAUCUUAAAGAUCAACAAGAUAAAAUUACAAUAAUGAAAAUAAGUUUAAAAAAACUUAUUCAUUUAAAUAAUAAUUUAGAAAAAAUUUUACAAGAAAAUCAAUUUAUACGAAUAAAUGAACAAGAAAAACUUCAUUCAAUAAAACAAAUAUCAUUUCAAAAUCGAAAACAACUUAUUACAUAUACUAAACGUCUUCAUCUAUUAUCUAUUAAUGAACAUCAUUUAAUAAAUAAAACAAUUCGAAAUUCUUUCGAAAUUAUUCGAUUAAAUAAUAUUUUUCAUAAUUUUAAUAAUACAGAAAAAUAUUUUCAAUCAAUUUUACGAAAGAAAAAAACUGAAAUCAUGAAACGUGAAAAACAUCGUACUUCACUUAGUCGUUCUCUACGUGAUAAUAAUGAUAAAAUACAAUUUUUAAAUAAAAAAAAUCAAUUAAUUGAAAAUGAACUUGAAAGUAAAAUUGAUCAUUUUCAUUUAUUUUAUAAUAAAUUAUUAACACAAAAACAUGAUCAAAUUCUUUUAUCAAAUCGAAAACAAUAUUCUAUUUAUUUAUAUCAACAAAAAUUACAAAUAUUAGAUAAUAUAAAUAAAAAAUAUGAUCAAUUAGAAUUAUUAUCUAAUUAUGAAAUAAAUCAUAUUAUUAAUAAAUAUCAUGAAAAUCAACAAUUUAAAUUAAAUAUUCAUAAACUUAAACAACAAAUAAUGAAUAUGAUGAGUAAAAAUAAACGUCAUUUAGAUGAAUAUUUAUUAUUAAAUGAAAAAAUUCGUUUAUAUACACAAUUAAAUAAUAUUUAUAAUCAACAACAACAACAAUAUUCAUUUCAUAUACAUAAUUUUUCUCAUCGUAUUUUAAAUUUACAACAAGAAAAUAAUCAAUUAUUGAUUAAUCUAGGAAAUUUACAAAAAAAAACAAUGAUGACUACUUUAUAUCAACAUAAUAAAGUAUUAAAACAAGAAAAUUUAUAUCAAAUUAAUCAAAUACUAUCUCAUCGACCAUUAAUUAUUCGUGAUAGUCCAAUACGUAUUCAUAUUCAUAAAGCAUUAGAAGAUUAUUUAACAUUUGUAAAACGAUAUAUGAAGAUUAUUUAUCAAUGUGUACAAUGGCGAGAAAAACUUUCAUGGAUUAAUCAACUUUAUUUUAAAAAAAUUGAACAGAUUCAUCAACAAUCAAUAUCAUUAUCGACAAAAAAUGAAAUGAUCUUACGAUAUCAAAUCGAUUCAAAAAUAAAACAAUGUAAAGCAAUGAAAGCUGAAUUUCGUCUACAAACAUUUUAA